AUGAAUGCUGGUUCUGCGCCUGUCCGCAGCUUGCCGAAUGGACAUGCACAAGACGAAUAUGAGGCUCCCAUGGCGACGAAACGAUGUAGGUUGGUCGGCGACGAGAGCGACGACGAUGUCACGCCUUAUGUGGAAUACGUGGAUCCCCCAACCAAUCACAUGGACACCGCCCCCGAGAACUCGUCCAUUGUGCAAUCUCCUGGAACUGCUUUCUGGAUGCAGUGCAGAAAGCAGCUCCAGGAUAAGGUCACCAGCAAAGCAGUCAAUCUGCUGCCGACGAUGCCGACGCAAAUCUCAGGAUGUUCCUCCACGGCCUAA
Molecule: messenger RNA, 318 nt
Organism: Aphanomyces astaci
Lineage: Eukaryota; Oomycota; Saprolegniomycetes; Saprolegniales; Verrucalvaceae
Exons: 3
Coding region: 1-318 (105 amino acids)
Source: RefSeq, a predicted model, not a curated record